GAAGUUGUAUAAAUACAGCUCCACAGCUGCCUUCGAUCUCAUUUCACAGCGACAAAUAUUAACGACUUUUCACAAGUCUUCGUUCUCACCGGAGUGACCAGAAAGCAGUUGAAUCUUAAAGAAACAAGGUGUUGGUGAAUCAAUCAUUAUGUCGUUUGCACCAAUGAUGACAAUAUUGGCCGCUGUGAUUUGCGUGCAGUGUGUAACUUACGUAUCUGCAGUGCCGUUAUUGCAGAUUCCGAAAGACGAGUCGGCAGUUCGGGUGAUGUAUCAAAAUGGGCCCGUGGAGCCCAAUAGGAUCGUGGACUUGGUGAAUUUGAUGAACAGCAUGCAGUUGAAUGACGCUUCGUCUUGUGCAUGUUCAGACAAGACAUGUGGAUGUUGUCAGCAAAUUAAGAUCAAGGAAUUGGACAUUAACUCCCAAGCUUGUGUGAACGUAACAUUCCUCUCCACGCAGCUUGGUGUUAAGUUGAGUCUCUCUGUGGGUGGAAAAGUCCUCUUCGACAAAACGGUGUCAAUCAAAAAUCCAGGUCCAGUCUGCGUGAAAUUGGGCGAAAACAAAUUCGGUGCCGAGUUGUGUGUUGAGCUGUACAACAUUGCCGUGUCGUUGGCGGACAUGCAAGCCUGUGCCCGCCUAGAGGGCAAGGUGUUCAGUAAGACUGUUGCAACGGUGGACUUGGGAUGUUUCAAGAUACCAUUCAAAGCAUCAGAGUUGCUGGGGGCAGGCCAUGCACUGGACUUGACCAACUUGCUGAACAGCAUGCAGUUGAAUGACGCUUCGUCUUGUGCAUGUUCAGACAAGACAUGUGGAUGUUGUCAGCAAAUUAAGAUCAAGGAAUUGGACAUUAACUCCCAAGCUUGUGUGAACGUAACAUUCCUCUCCACGCAGCUUGGUGUUAAGUUGAGUCUCUCUGUGGGUGGAAAAGUCCUCUUCGACAAAACGGUGUCAAUCAAAAAUCCAGGUCCAGUCUGCGUGAAAUUGGGCGAAAACAAAUUCGGUGCCGAGUUGUGUGUUGAGCUGUACAACAUUGCCGUGUCGUUGGCGGACAUGCAAGCCUGUGCCCGCCUAGAGGGCAAGGUGUUCAGUAAGACUGUUGCAACGGUGGACUUGGGAUGUUUCAAGAUACCAUUCAAAGCAUCAGAGUUGCUGGGGGCAGGCCAUGCACUGGACUUGACCAACUUGCUGAACAGCAUGCAGUUGAAUGACGCUUCGUCUUGUGCAUGUUCAGACAAGACAUGUGGAUGUUGUCAGCAAAUUAAGAUCAAGGAAUUGGACAUUAACUCCCAAGCUUGUGUGAACGUAACAUUCCUCUCCACGCAGCUUGGUGUUAAGUUGAGUCUCUCUGUGGGUGGAAAAGUCCUCUUCGACAAAACGGUGUCAAUCAAAAAUCCAGGUCCAGUCUGCGUGAAAUUGGGCGAAAACAAAUUCGGUGCCGAGUUGUGUGUUGAGCUGUACAACAUUGCCGUGUCGUUGGCGGACAUGCAAGCCUGUGCCCGCCUAGAGGGCAAGGUGUUCAGUAAGACUGUUGCAACGGUGGACUUGGGAUGUUUCAAGAUACCAUUCAAAGCAUCAGAGUUGCUGGGGGCAGGCCAUGCACUGGACUUGACCAACUUGCUGAACAGCAUGCAGUUGAAUGACGCUUCGUCUUGUGCAUGUUCAGACAAGACAUGUGGAUGUUGUCAGCAAAUUAAGAUCAAGGAAUUGGACAUUAACUCCCAAGCUUGUGUGAACGUAACAUUCCUCUCCACGCAGCUUGGUGUUAAGUUGAGUCUCUCUGUGGGUGGAAAAGUCCUCUUCGACAAAACGGUGUCAAUCAAAAAUCCAGGUCCAGUCUGCGUGAAAUUGGGCGAAAACAAAUUCGGUGCCGAGUUGUGUGUUGAGCUGUACAACAUUGCCGUGUCGUUGGCGGACAUGCAAGCCUGUGCCCGCCUAGAGGGCAAGGUGUUCAGUAAGACUGUUGCAACGGUGGACUUGGGAUGUUUCAAGAUACCAUUUAAAGUUAACCCAGAUCCGGUCUGCAUGAAACUGGGCGAGAACGAAUAUGGUGACAAAUUGUGUGUUCAAUUUCACCAGGUUACCGACACACGAUUUCAUGUUUCGGGAUGCGUGGAUCUGGGCGUUAAUGCCUUGAGUGCUGGGUUGUGUAUUGGAUUAGACGUUACCUUGUCAUCGAAGGACGUGGAGCUAUGUAUCCCCUUAGAGGUCAACGUGGCUGGUGUUACUAUCGUAACGGUGAACUUGGCAUGUUUCAGGAUACCAUUUAAAACAUCAGAGUUGCUGGGGGCAGGCCAUGCACUGGACUGGACACACUUGAUGAACAGCAUGCAGUUGAAUGACGCCUCGUCUUGUGCAUGUUCAGACAAGACAUGUGGAUGUUGUCAGCAAAUUAAGAUCAAGGAAUUGCACAUUCAUUCCAAAGCUUGUGUGAACGUAACAUUCCUCUCCACGCAGCUUGGUGUAAAGUUGAGUCUCUCUGUGGGUGGAAAAGUCCUCUUCAAAAAAACGGUGUCAAUCAAAAAUCCGGGUCCAGUCUGCGUUAAUCUGGGCGAAAGCAAUUUCGGUGCCAAGUUGUGUGUUGAACUGUACAACAUUGCCGUGUCGUUGGCGGACAUGCAAGCCUGUGUCCGCCUAGAGGGCAAGGUGUUAAGUAAGACUGUUGCAAAGGUGGACUUGGGAUGUUUCAAGAUACCAUUCAAAGCAUCAGAGUUGCUGGGGGCAGGCCAUGCACUGGACUGGACACACUUGAUGAACAGCAUGCAGUUGAAUGACGCCUCGUCUUGUGCAUGUUCAGACAAGACAUGUGGAUGUUGUCAGCAAAUUAAGAUCAAGGAAUUGCACAUUCAUUCCAAAGCUUGUGUGAACGUAACAUUCCUCUCCACGCAGCUUGGUGUAAAGUUGAGUCUCUCUGUGGGUGGAAAAGUCCUCUUCAAAAAAACGGUGUCAAUCAAAAAUCCGGGUCCAGUCUGCGUUAAUCUGGGCGAAAGCAAUUUCGGUGCCAAGUUGUGUGUUGAACUGUACAACAUUGCCGUGUCGUUGGCGGACAUGCAAGCCUGUGUCCGCCUAGAGGGCAAGGUGUUAAGUAAGACUGUUGCAAAGGUGGACUUGGGAUGUUUCAAGAUACCAUUCAAAGGAAGCAACACAUUGGAGAUUCCCAUUAGCCAAGAGGUAGGAAAUCAGUGAAUAACCAAUUGCACCUACCCAUCAGUAAGAGGAGCAGAAAUGUGCCGGAGAUCCUGGAAAUAUUAUUAACUUUGUAUUACUAUUACAUAGAUCAAAUUAAAUGUAAACUUUAAA
Asterias rubens (European starfish) is the source of this 3295-nucleotide messenger RNA. RefSeq lists its product as uncharacterized. The record is from RefSeq and is a predicted model, not a curated record. NCBI's taxonomy places the organism in Eukaryota, Metazoa, Echinodermata, Asteroidea, Forcipulatida, Asteriidae. The transcript is spliced from 22 exons. Bases 149 to 3181 code for a protein of 1010 amino acids.